AGUGACCGUCAAUUUGCAGUAACCUUUCCAAAUCACGUCCCCUCGUUCCUGGAAAAAUCUCACAAAUUCUGCCUGUAAAAUGGCCAGUGUCGAUGAUGAUAACUCUAACAGCAAUCUGACAAACAGUUCCGCUUCCAACAUCUCAUCAGCAUCACAGCAGAGCUCGGUGAAUUUGAAGAGCAGCAUGCUUCGUCCUUCGGCACUGUCGUGGAGUUCGUCUUCAAUGGCAAACACACCGAAUACCUCCACUGAGGUGCUCAAUUCCAACUCAUGUUCAUCCCUGUCCACCAGCAAUCCCUUUACCAAGUCGACCAGCGAUGAGAACGGCUCGGCCGAGAAGAAGGAUGAGGUUGAAUCAAAAGCUGAGGCGGCGGACAGGGAAAAUAAGAGCGAUCCUCUGUCGCUGAUCUCCAGAAAUGGCUUGCCGAAGUCGAAUCUGUUCAAUACGACCGGCAAUCCUAUAGCCAGCAACACGGGCUUCGUCUUUGGCCAGAAUCUUCACGAGCGCGUGACCGGAAAUACAAUUGACGCGAAGGACACUGGAGAGAAGAGCGACUCGGCUGAAGAAGCAGCUUCCGGAGGACCUUCCGGUGGCCUCUUCUUCUCUGCCGCUCAGCAGUCUCAGAACAGCAAUGCGAGCAACUCGGCAAACAGUCAGAAGAGCCUCACAGAAGUGGCCAGAGAGUACGAGGAGAGCAGGGCGCAGAAGAGGAAGUACGAAGAGGUGGAAACUAUAACUGGCGAGGAAGAUGAGAAGAACAUACUAGAUAUUAAUUGCAAACUCUUCACAUUUACGGCGAGCACCUGGGAGGAGAGGGGCAGAGGCAGCCUGCGACUGAACGAUCCCAAGAGUGGGAGGACUAAUGGUAUUUCGCGGGUGGUGUUCAGGGCGGCGGGCAGUCAUCGAGUGCUGCUGAACACGAAGAUUUGGCGAGACAUGGUGGCCGAGCGUUCGAGUCAAAAGAGCAUCCGACUGACGGCUAUUGAUAGUUCGGGCCAGAUUAAGGUCUAUCUGGUGAUGGCGAGGCCGUCGGACAUCAACACGCUCUACAUGGCACUCCAGAGGCGAAUCGACAUGGAGAUGCAGAAGCCGCCCGAGGCCGAGGCGGGGGAGAAGACAAAUGAUGUGAAAAAUCACGAGCAUGACGAUAAGGAGGGCGUGAGUCCCAAGAAGAAGGCCACCGUGAGCGACGAGGAGUCGUAAAGGAACAUGCGAGCGCGGAGACUUUGGCGUGAGGAGAGUAACAAAGGGAGGAGUCAAGGGGCGCGAGCCCUUUAUCGUCUAAGAAGUGACUAUUAAUAGAGUAUCUUGCAUCGAGAUUUUAAAUCGAAGAAAUUCUCUUCACGCUUGAUUUUUAAAAAGUAAUCACAUUAAUAUGUAAGUGAAUUGUGUAAAUUUUGAUGAAGAUGAACUAAUGAUGAGCUGGUGUAGAUUUCACUCUUCGUUCUUAGUCGAUUUGCUGGAGAAACUUUUUAUGAGAAACAAAAAUUUCCAAUUCGAGAAUAAAGGAAUUACUCAGAAAAAGCAAAGUGAUUUUUCCUCUCAUGCGUUUUGAGAAAAAAGAACAGUUUUUGAAAUAGAAUUUACAUUACAUAUAUUUUCAUACACAUAAUAAGGUAAAAUAUACAUUUUAAUUUUUUUUCAUUUAAUUCUUGUCCAUUAUAUAUAAUAAUAUAUUUAUAAACUUUCUCCACACUAUCAGACAUUUUUUUGCAUAUUUCUUAUUUCAUUUUUCUUCUAUAAUAAUCACAGAGAAAGAUUUUCAAAUAUAAUUUUUGCAAAUGAUCUUAUUCCUCGUCAAAAAAGAACAAAAGAAGUUUAUACUUAUAUACAAAAUUGCCAUUCUUGUUUUCUCAAAAGUAGAAAAAGGUUUACUUUUAUGUGCUUUCCAUGCGCAUUUUUCUUGAUUUUUGAGCAGUUUUUUUUUACAAAUCAAUCAACUCUCGAAAUUCUCGUGUACUGAAUUUUGUUAGAUUUUUUUCUUCAAUUUUUCUUUAUUAUUGGAAAGAAAG
Molecule: messenger RNA, 2013 nt
Organism: Phlebotomus argentipes
Lineage: Eukaryota; Metazoa; Arthropoda; Insecta; Diptera; Psychodidae
Gene: RanBP3
Product: ran-binding protein 3
Exons: 6
Coding region: 80-1204 (374 amino acids)
Biological process (GO): protein export from nucleus
Cellular component (GO): nuclear pore; cytoplasm
Molecular function (GO): GTPase activator activity
Source: RefSeq, a predicted model, not a curated record